Messenger RNA from Thlaspi arvense, 1952 nucleotides. The record is from the annotation of a GenBank genome assembly. NCBI's taxonomy places the organism in Eukaryota, Viridiplantae, Streptophyta, Magnoliopsida, Brassicales, Brassicaceae.
CUGAUUAUCUAUAUAAAUACCAAGCCAAUCUGUUGAUCUUUUAAGUCCCACAGACCAAAAGACACUCUCCUUUUGUUUCUCUCUCUCUUCACUUACUUUCAUUUGAUCCGCCAUGGCUACGGAACUCGAAAGCUCCAUAACAUUUGCCCUUUUGUCCAAAUGCAGCGUUCUAAGCCAAACUAACAUCGUUCUCUCUCUCAUCGCCGUCGCAAUCUUCUGGCUCUCCAUCACUCUCUUCUUCUGGACCUUUCCCGGUGGACCCGCAUGGGGCAAAUACCUCUUCCGCCGAUUAACUAACAAAACCGGAACGGUUAUUCCCGGUCCAAGAGGCUACCCUCUUGUGGGAAGCAUGUCUCUCAUGUCCAGCACUCUAGCUCACCGCCGAAUCGCAGACAUAGCAGAGAGAUUCGGAGCCAAGCGGCUUAUGGCUUUCAGCUUAGGCGAGACACGCGUGAUCGUCACGUGCAAUCCAGACGUCGCUAAAGAGAUUCUGAAUAGCCCGGUUUUUUCCGACCGUCCGGUUAAAGAAUCAGCUUACUCUCUGAUGUUUAACCGGGCGAUUGGUUUCGCACCACACGGUGUUUACUGGCGAACUCUGCGCCGGAUCGCUACGAACCAUCUCUUUAGCCCGAAACAAAUCAGACGAGCCGAGACGCAGAGGCGAGUGAUCGCGAGCCAGAUGGUUGGAUUUCUCGAGAAACAGAGUGCCAACGGACUCUGUUUUGUUCGUGAGUUGCUUAAAACGGCGUCACUAAGUAACAUGAUGUGCUCUGUUUUCGGAGAAGAGUACGAGCUUGAUACAGACCAUGAUGAGUUACGUGAAUUGGUAGAAGAAGGCUAUGAUUUGCUUGGAACAUUGAACUGGACCGAUCAUCUUCCUUGGUUAUCGGAAUUCGAUCCUCAGAGAAUCCGGUAUAGAUGUUCCACACUCGUACCUAAGGUAAACCGGUUUGUUUCUCGGAUUAUAUUCGAACAUCGCAAUCAAACCGGUGACUCUCCUCGUGAUUUCGUCGACGUUCUGCUCUCCCUCCAUGGUUCGGAUAAAUUAUCCGACCCGGACAUCAUCGCCGUUCUCUGGGAGAUGAUAUUCAGAGGAACAGAUACGGUGGCUGUUUUAAUCGAGUGGAUCCUCGCGAGGAUGGUCCUUCAUCCAGAGAUUCAAUCGACGGUACAGAACGAGCUUGAUCAGGUAGUCGGAAAAUUAAGAGCCGUAGAUGAGUCUGACUUGGCUGCACUCCCAUAUCUAACGGCUGUGGUGAAAGAAGUAUUGAGGCUUCAUCCUCCAGGCCCACUUUUGUCAUGGGCCCGCUUGGCCAUAACAGACACGAUCGUUGAUGGUCGUCUUGUUCCGGCGGGGACCACAGCAAUGGUGAACAUGUGGGCCAUAGCGCAUGAUCCACACGUGUGGGUCGAUCCUUUGGAGUUUAAACCCGAAAGAUUCGUGGCGAAAGAAGGUGAGGUGGAAUUUUCGGUUCUCGGGUCGGAUUUGAGGCUGGCGCCUUUCGGCUCGGGUCGUCGGAUCUGCCCCGGGAAGAAUCUGGGUUUGACAACCGUUACAUUUUGGACUGCGAGGCUGUUACACGACUUUGAAUGGGGACCGUCCGAUGGAAAUGGCGUUGACUUAUCUGAGAAACUGAGGCUUUCAUGUGAGAUGGCUAAUCCUCUUGCUGCUAAAGUGCGCUGCAGGCGCAUUUAAAAAGAAAAUUGAAGACUUAAAAUUAAUGGAAACAAAUUAUGCAGCUUUUUUGUUUUAUUAGAACUAACCUUUUGAUACGUGAGGUGUUUUUGUGUGAGUCUAUGUUGUGAUUUGUGAGUUUGAAAGGUGAUGUGUUUCUACUGUUGUAAAUACAGUGAAAGAAGUAAUUUAUACCGUUGUGUUUUUAAUUUCUAUAUUUAAAGCGUAAUUUGUUUUAGUUAUAAUUAUAUAAUAAUAUUAGAGAAAUGUUUACCGU